AUGUCUGUUAUAUACGACUUCACGGGUAAAGUAGUGUUGAUAACGGGCUCGAGUUCGGGCAUCGGUGCGGCCACUGCUGUCCAAUUCGCCAAAGCCGGCGCCCAAGUAGUGGUCACCGGACCUCCUGAUCGUCUACCCAUAGAUACGGCCAAAGAGUGUCUGAAAGUAUCGCCGAAAGGGUUGAAAGCACUGGAAGUGACGGCAGAUGUGACCAAACGGGAAGACAUGCGACGACUCGUCGACCAGACUAUUAAACAUUUCGGUAAACUUGAUAUUCUCGUCAAUAACGCCGGCGCAGGACUUAAUGCCAGACCAACUGAUGAGGACUUUUACGAGAAAUACGAGAAAGUGAUGGCAAUUAAUCUCAAUUCUGUCGUCUAUUUAACGCAUAUUUGUGUCGAGAAUUUGGAGAAAACUAAAGGAAAUAUUAUUAAUAUUUCGAGUAUUGGCGGAAAGAGAGCC
This is a messenger RNA of Medioppia subpectinata, 462 nucleotides long. The record is from the annotation of a GenBank genome assembly. NCBI's taxonomy places the organism in Eukaryota, Metazoa, Arthropoda, Arachnida, Sarcoptiformes, Oppiidae.